AUGAUACGUCGUGGUUUAUGCUCAGCUGUACGUAAAGUUGAACAAAAAGUAUCAAAAUUACCAAAUGGAUUAACAGUUGCUUCAAUUGAUAAUGGUGCUCCAAUAUCACAACUUGUUUUAGCAUUUCGUGCUGGUUCUCGUUAUGAACAACCAGAUGAACAAGGAGUCGUUCAUUAUCUUCGUAAUUCUGUUGGUACUGAUUCUAAAAAUUACCUUGGAGUAAAAUUAUUAUGGCAAACUGGAAAUAUUGGAGCUAAUUUAAAUUCUUUAGCCACGAAAGAUAUUUUUGCUAUUCAUCUUACAACUCCACGUGAAGGUGCUCCUAUUGGUGUUUCACUUCUUGGAGAGCUUGGUCAACCAGCUUUUAAACCAUGGGAAGUUCUUGAUGUAUCAGAAACUCUUAAAACUGAUUUAGAAAAUUUGGAAGCUUAUGAUGUUGUUAUUGAAAUGUUACAUAAAGCAGCUUUUAGAAGUGGAGGAUUAGGUAGAUUAAAUAUUGCAAAACCAUAUAAAAUUGGAAAAGUUGAUUAUAAACAAUUGGAAUCUUUUGCUAAAUCUAGACUUCUUACUGGAGAGGCAGCUAUUGUAGGAAUUAACGUUGACCAUAAUCUUCUUCUUCAAUAUGCUGCUGAACAAAUUACAGUUGCAGAAGGAAAAGGGAAAGAGCCUUCUGCUUCACCAUACAAAGGAGGAGAAGUUCGUCUUUGUGGUCCUGGAAAAAUGGCUCAUGUUGCUGUUGUUGCUGAAGGUGCCAAAUUAAAUGAUUUAAAAUCUGUUGCCGUUCAAGCUGUUUUAGCUUCAUUAAUUGCCAGUUCACCUGUUACUAAAUAUUCUUCAAAUAAUGGUUUUGGAGUUGUUGCCAAAGCUAUCAACAAAGAAUCACAAUCUCCUGCUGGUGUAACAGCAGUUAACAUUUCUUAUACUGAUAAUGGUCUUGUUGGUUUUUAUUUUGUCACUGAUGGAAGUCAAGCUGGAAUAUUAACAAGUAAAGCUGUUAAAGCUGUCAAAUCUCUUGCUUCAGACAUUGAUAGCGAAUCUUUUGAAAUUGCUAAACAACAAUCUAUUUCUGAGGUACUUCUUCGUUCAGAAAAUGACUCAAAUAUAGCCGUUGAUCAAGCAAUUCAAAUUUUAAGCAAUCCCACUCCAACAAGUCCAGUUGCUUUUGCUGAAAUAAUAAAAUCUGUAACAAUUGAUGAUGUUAAAAAAGCUGCCUCUAAAUUUAAUGGAAAAUUAUCAAUUUCUUCCUAUGGUGUAGUUGAUAAUGUACCAUAUUUGGAUGAAUUGUAA
Strongyloides ratti is the source of this 1287-nucleotide messenger RNA. Its product is annotated as Cytochrome b-c1 complex subunit 2, mitochondrial. Gene Ontology annotation, molecular function: metal ion binding. The coding region runs from base 1 to 1287 and encodes 428 amino acids. Lineage: Eukaryota; Metazoa; Nematoda; Chromadorea; Rhabditida; Strongyloididae. Gene Ontology annotation, cellular component: mitochondrion. The record is from RefSeq and is a predicted model, not a curated record. The transcript is spliced from 2 exons.